AUGCCGGCCGCCCUGCUGAUGCUGCUGGCGGCCGGCCGGGUGCAGGCAGAUUAUGAAAAUACGUGGAACUCGUACUACGAACAACCGUGCUGCGGUGGCACCGCCAACGGGCCAUUCCAUUUGCGCCACCAUGGAGAUCACGUACGGGAGUUCCAGUGUGGCAAGUUCUACUACCGAACGUUCUACAUGGACGAGGAGCGGGACGCGCUGUACGUCGGGGCCAUGAACCGAGUGUACAAACUGAACCUGAAAAACAUUAGCAUGACGUCGUGCGAGAAAGACUCGAUGCUGCUGGAUCCGACCGGUGCCGACAUUCGUAACUGUGUGUCCCGUGGCAAAAGUGAGAUGUUUGACUGCAAAAACCACAUCCGUGUGAUUCAACCGAUGGACAACGGGACGAGGCUCUACGUUUGUGGCACGAACGCACAUAGCCCGAAGGAUGUGGUGAUUUUCCGAAACUUAACUCAUCUGCCACGGUCCGAGUACGUGCCCGGCGUGGGGCUCGGCGUGGCCAAGUGUCCCUACGAUCCGAUAGACAACUCGACCGCCAUCUACGUCCACGAGGGCAACCCCGGAGGUCUGCCCGCCCUGUACUCGGGCACCAACGCCGAGUUCACGAAGGCGGACACGGUCAUAUUCCGGGCGGAUCUGUACGAGAUGGCGUCCGGGAAGAAGAUGUACAACUUCAAGCGUACGCUCAAGUACGACUCCAAGUGGCUGGACAAGCCCAACUUUGUCGGUUCGUUCGACAUCGGCGAGCACGUGUACUUCUUCUUCCGCGAAAUCGCCGUCGAGUACAUCAACUGCGGCAAGGCGGUCUACUCGCGGGUGGCGCGCGUCUGCAAGAAGGACACCGGCGGCAAGAACAUUCUCAACCAGAACUGGGCUACCUACCUGAAGGCGCGCCUGAACUGCAGCAUCUCGGGCGAGUUUCCGUUCUACUUCAACGAGAUCCAGGACGUGUACCAGAUGGCGCACGAUAAGACCAAGUUCUACGCCACGUUCACGACCAGCACCAACGGGCUGGUCGGAUCGGCGGUCUGCAGCUUCAGUCUGGGCGAAAUGCACGCCGCCUUCAAUGGCAAAUUCAAGGAGCAGGCCACAUCGAACUCAGCCUGGCUACCGGUGAUGAGCUCCAAGAUUCCGGAACCCCGGCCGGGGACGUGCGUCGACGAUACGACCACCCUGCCCGACUCGGUGCUCAACUUUAUCCGCUCGCACCCGCUGAUGGACCGGGCGGUCGGGCACGAUUACGGCAAUCCGGUGUUCUACAAACGCGACCUGAUCCUCACGCGGCUCGUGGUGGACAAAAUCAGCAUCGACAUCCUGAACCAGGAGUACCUGGUGUACUAUCUGGCCACCAGCGAGGGCCGCGUGUACAAGGUGGUCCAGUACUUCCACGAGGGCCAGUCGCGCUCGAAGCUGCUGGACAUCUUCGACGUGGCCCCGAACGAGCCGAUCCAGGUGAUGCGGCUCAGCCGGCGCUACCGAUCGCUCUACAUUGGCACCGAUUCGCGCAUCAAGCAGAUCGACCUGGUGAUGUGCAACCGGCGCUACGACAGCUGCUACCGGUGCGUGCAGGACCCGUACUGUGGCUGGGACCGCGACAGUGCCAGCUGCCGCCCGUACCAGCUCGGACUCCUACAGGACGUGGCCAACCGGACGUCGGACAUUUGCGACACGAACGUGAUGCGUAAGAAAAUCAUCGUCACCUUCGGGCAGAGCGUCCACCUCGGGUGCUUCGCGCGGGUCCCGGAGAUCCUGAAGUACCAGCCGGUGACCUGGUACCACCACUCGAAGGAGCGGGGUCGCUACGAGGUACGGUACACCGUCACCAAGCACAUCGAGACGUCCGAGGGCGGCCUGGUGGUGAUUGCCAUCAACGAGUCGGACGGCGGUCGGUACGAUUGCUACCUCGGUGGCUCGCUGCUCUGCAGCUUCAGCCUCAUCGUCGAUGCCCAUCGGUGUACGGCACCGAGCAAAGGGAACGACUACCAGAAAAUCUACUCCGACUGGUGCCACGAGUUCGAGCGCUACAAGUCGGCCCUCAAGCGCUGGGAGGCGAAACAAUCGCAAUGCUCGACGGACCCGAAGGACAACGAGCUGGACCUCUACCAGGGCAACGUCUGA
This is a messenger RNA of Anopheles cruzii, 2130 nucleotides long. Its product is annotated as semaphorin-2A-like. Lineage: Eukaryota; Metazoa; Arthropoda; Insecta; Diptera; Culicidae. Gene Ontology annotation, molecular function: chemorepellent activity; semaphorin receptor binding. The transcript is spliced from 13 exons. The record is from RefSeq and is a predicted model, not a curated record. The coding region runs from base 1 to 2130 and encodes 709 amino acids. Gene Ontology annotation, biological process: negative chemotaxis; negative regulation of axon extension involved in axon guidance; positive regulation of cell migration.